UAUAAGGAGGCUCGGUAUACACAGCACCAUGGGAUACGGGGCCGGACGCGACAAGUAUGAGCCCGCCGCCACAUCUGAACAUGGCCCCAAGACCAAGAAGGGGAAGGCCAAGGCCAAGGAAAGGGACAUGGACGAGCUCAAGAAGGAAGUGUCCCUGGAAGACCACAAGUUGAGCCUGGAGGAAUUGCACCGCAAGUAUGGCACAGAUAUGACACGGGGUCAUACCACUGCCCGGGCAGCCGAGAUCUUGGCAAGAGAUGGUCCAAAUGCCCUCACCCCUCCCCCCACCACUCCAGAAUGGGUGAAGUUCUGCCGUCAGCUCUUUGGAGGCUUCUCUAUGCUGCUGUGGAUCGGAGCCAUCCUGUGUUUCCUUGCGUACGGCAUCCAGGCAGGCAUGGAAGACGAACCACAGAAUGAUAAUCUCUACCUUGGUGUUGUCUUAUCGGCCGUCGUCAUCAUCACCGGCUGCUUUUCUUACUACCAAGAAGCAAAGAGCUCCAGGAUCAUGGAGUCCUUCAAGAACAUGGUGCCCCAGCAAGCCUUGGUGAUCCGUAGCGGUGAGAAGUUGAGUAUUAAUGCGCAGGAAGUGGUGCUGGGAGAUCUGGUGGAAGUAAAAGGAGGAGACCGGAUCCCGGCAGAUCUCAGGGUCAUCUCUGCUCAUGGUUGUAAGGUGGACAACUCUUCCCUAACUGGAGAGUCCGAACCCCAGACCCGAUCUCCUGACUUCACCAAUGAAAACCCUCUGGAGACCCGUAACAUCGCCUUCUUCUCCACCAACUGCGUGGAAGGCACUGCCCGCGGUAUCGUUAUCAACACCGGCGACCGCACUGUCAUGGGACGUAUCGCAACUCUCGCCUCUGGUCUGGAAGGUGGCCGCACCCCCAUCGCCGUUGAAAUCGAGCAUUUCAUCCAUAUCAUCACCGGUGUGGCCGUCUUUCUGGGCGUCUCCUUCUUCAUCCUCUCACUCAUCCUGCAGUACUCCUGGCUGGAGGCCGUCAUCUUCCUUAUCGGUAUCAUUGUAGCCAACGUGCCUGAAGGGUUGCUGGCCACUGUCACGGUGUGCCUUACGCUCACCGCCAAGCGUAUGGCCCGCAAAAACUGCCUGGUGAAGAACUUGGAGGCCGUGGAAACUCUCGGAUCUACCUCUACCAUCUGCUCUGACAAGACCGGAACCCUCACCCAGAACCGGAUGACUGUGGCGCACAUGUGGUUCGACAACCAGAUUCAUGAGGCCGACACCACAGAGAAUCAGAGCGGUGCCUCCUUCGACAAAAGCUCUCCAACCUGGACCGCACUGUCCCGUGUCGCUGGGCUGUGUAACCGAGCCGUGUUCCAGGCCGGUCAGGAGAACACUCCUAUUCUGAAGAGAGAUGUCGCCGGUGAUGCCUCGGAGUCGGCCCUGCUGAAGUGUAUUGAGCUGUGCUGCGGCUCCGUGAGGGACAUGAGAGAGAAGAACCCCAAAAUGGCGGAGAUCCCCUUCAACUCCACCAAUAAGUACCAGCUUUCCAUACACAAGAACGCCAAUCCUGCCGAGUCUUGUAACUUGCUGGUUAUGAAGGGGGCCCCCGAGAGGAUCCUGGACCGCUGCUCCACCAUCUUGCUGCAGGGCAAAGAGCAGCCUCUGGAUGAGGAACUGAAAGACUCCUUCCAGAACGCGUACCUGGAGCUGGGCGGACUGGGUGAACGAGUGCUCGGCUUCUGUCACUGGCCUAUGCCCGAUGAUCAAUUCCCUGAUGGCUUCCAGUUCGACACGGAGGAGGAGAACUUCCCCUCGGAGAAUCUGUGCUUUGUUGGUCUGAUCUCCAUGAUAGAUCCCCCUCGUGCCGCUGUGCCCGAUGCUGUUGGCAAAUGCCGAAGUGCCGGCAUCAAGGUUAUUAUGGUGACUGGUGAUCACCCCAUCACAGCAAAGGCCAUUGCCAAAGGCGUGGGCAUCAUCUCUGAGGGCAACGAGACUGUGGAGGACAUCGCUGCCAGGCUCAACAUUCCCGUCAACCAGGUGAACCCCAGAGACGCCAAGGCCUGUGUGAUCCACGGCUCGGAUCUGAAGGACAUGUCUGCAGAGCAGAUCGAUGACAUUCUGCGGCACCACACUGAGAUCGUCUUUGCCAGAACCUCCCCUCAGCAGAAGCUGAUCAUUGUGGAAGGUUGUCAGAGACAGGGCGCCAUUGUGGCUGUGACUGGUGACGGUGUCAAUGACUCCCCUGCCUUGAAGAAAGCUGAUAUUGGUAUUGCUAUGGGUAUCGCCGGCUCUGAUGUAUCUAAGCAGGCAGCCGACAUGAUUCUGCUGGAUGACAACUUUGCCUCCAUUGUCACCGGUGUGGAAGAAGGACGUCUGAUCUUUGAUAACCUGAAGAAAUCUAUUGCGUACACCCUGACCAGUAACAUCCCCGAGAUCACCCCCUUCCUCAUCUUCAUCAUCGCCAACAUCCCUCUGCCGCUGGGUACUGUCACCAUCCUGUGUAUUGAUUUGGGCACAGACAUGGUCCCCGCCAUCUCCCUGGCUUAUGAACAAGCGGAAAGUGACAUCAUGAAGAGGCAGCCCAGGAACCCCAAAACAGACAAACUGGUGAACGAGCGGCUGAUCAGUAUGGCGUACGGGCAGAUUGGUAUGAUCCAAGCUCUGGGUGGGUUCUUCACCUAUUUCGUCAUCUUGGCGGAGAAUGGCUUCCUGCCCUCAACGCUGCUCGGCAUCCGUGUGAACUGGGACGACCGAUGGACCAAUGAUGCCCUUUUGUCCGUGCUUAUAGAACGCAUGGUGUCCGGCACACCGGCACCAUCUGAUGCACCGUUAUUGGCUCUCAGCCAGGACUCAGCAGUGUGUGACUCCUUGGAGAUGCCAUGGACGGGUUCCUGA
Molecule: messenger RNA, 2854 nt
Organism: Nanorana parkeri
Lineage: Eukaryota; Metazoa; Chordata; Amphibia; Anura; Dicroglossidae
Product: sodium/potassium-transporting ATPase subunit alpha-1
Exons: 21
Coding region: 29-2854 (941 amino acids)
Biological process (GO): intracellular sodium ion homeostasis; proton transmembrane transport; intracellular potassium ion homeostasis
Cellular component (GO): membrane
Molecular function (GO): ATP hydrolysis activity; ATP binding; P-type sodium:potassium-exchanging transporter activity
Source: RefSeq, a predicted model, not a curated record